AUGUGGAGGAGGGAGUCCUUGAAAAAGAAAAAAAAGAAAUCCAGGGAAGACACUGAAAAAGAUAAGGCUGACAGAGGAAGCAGAAAGAAGAAGAAGGGUGAGCAUGGUCACAAGGGCUCGUCAUCUGAAUCAUCAGCUGACCUGGAUACAGAGGACGAAAGCAACAGUGUAAGCUGUGAUAUGAAGGUGGAGCUGAAGAAGAAAAAGAGAAGUAGUGAAGAGAAAGAGAAGGACAAAUCGAAGAAGAAAAAGAAAAAGAAGCAUAAGAAACAUGGAAGGAAAAAGAAGAAGACCUCAGGCUCCAGCUGUGAUUCGGACUCGACUAUGGCGGUCCACAAAUUUUAGUUGCUAAAAUCAAAACUGCAGUAAAGACACUUAUCAGACUACCAAAAAAAAAAAACUGCACGACUUUAUAAAAGACCCUUAUGGUCUCAUAAAAGCUAGUUUUUUGGACAGAUUCGCUGUCCUGGGAGACUUUACGCUGGUGGACAUUCUUGUGCUAGGUGACACUGUUGGAAACAAAACUGCAGGAAGCUGAUGGGAAAUCUGCCUCUGACAGCCAGGAGCUGUAAAGGUCUCGAUCUUACUCUGGAGCCUCUGGGUAUUCAGAAAAGAGCAGCUUAUUUAAUUUAAAACAUAUGUAAAAUGCAUAUCUUUUCUCUAUCUGUCUGGUAAAGGUAAAAGAAACAGUAGACCAUAGAAUAGGGUUGUUUUUUCACUCAAGCGAUGUGGCAAUAAAGGUACAGAUUACCUCUUUCGAAAAUGACAGUCAGCUCCUGUGUUUUCCAAAGCAAGGUGAGUUGGAAGGGCUUAAUGAAUGCAGAGCUUUUGCUGGUAGUAACACUUUGAUAUGCUGGCCUAUUACUGUGUCAUUUAGUCUUCAGAUAGUUUUAUCACAUACUAAAGGGCCACUUUUGGUAGGUUUGUUGUUCAGAUGGCAAGAAAUGCAACAAUCUGUUGUAUGCUUUUGUCACAAUUAUACUUAUACUCCUAUCGUUGCAUUUUUUUGUUACCAACUUCAUAUUGAAGUUGGGGUUGAAAUAUUUGACUGAUUUCAUAUUUAGGGAAAACUUUUUUUAUAUUUUUUUGAUGAUGUGAUAGCAGAUUUUCAACAGGAUGAUCGUUCCUGAUUUAUAUUACAUUUUAGCUUAUUAGUAUAUUCUGUUUGUAAUUUUACGGAUUGAAUUUAGUUCUCCCUCAGUGUUUAAUGUGAAUUUUUGUCAUUGAAGACAUAUACUUUAAUUACACAAAGCAUCAAAAUGUUUCCUAAACUGUACUGGAUCAAUAAUGCCAUUUUACAUGUUCUUUGCCUUUGUGUCUAUGUACAAUUUUUGAAAUAAGGAAAUCCAGAAUAAAAUAUUUCACAUAGUAAAAAAAGGCUGAACAUGUUUUUUCUAUGUUAAAAAAUCUGACAGCCUGAUUUCAAGUAUCGUCUUGUCUCUAAGUCAUGUUUUAAGCUAGCUUUUUUAACAGCAUUUAUAUUUAGGCUGGUAUCGCAAAUGGAAAGCACAAUUCAACUUGGCACUAAUUUAAGACUUACUCAUAUAUGGUACAAUGUUAGGAAAAGAAUGAAAUGGAACUUUUCAGUCUUGUUUAAUUGCAGUCAUAGUAUUUAAUACAUUUGCUUUAAAUUUUAAUAUGUUCAUUUUUAUAUAUGUACAGUAUACCACAAUGAAUUUGAAAAUUGUUAGAUGCAUUCUUUUUAGUUAUAUUUAAUAUUUACUGCUUAUACUGUUCAGAAGAUAGUUCUGAACUGUAGAGUUAGCAGAUUUAUUCCAUCUGACUGUGACCUACAUUCCUGCUCAGGUUCAGCCCCUUGAGCCUUGAUUCCUAGCAGUCAUGCUUACAUGUACUUUAGCUUCCCUUUAAUCAAGGGUUCAUGUACUGUAUGUGCAGCCCCUAUGUCCAUUCAAUAACCACUUCUUCAACCUAAACCUCUAAAGCACAGCAAGCUCACUGUAAUCAGCAUUGUCACGCUGCAGAUCUCCUAGCUACGUGUAUAAGUAAACACCUGUUCCUGUAUUUUUGAGGACCUUUACUGAACAAACUCUGCUCCAUCGGUUCCUUUGGUUGAUUUGCCUGAGUAAUGUGCACUACAUUUUCAGUAGUUGAUUUUCACUUGAUUUGUGUUAUAGUGACCUAGUCACCAUAAAUUCACCUCAAUGCAUUUUAUGCUAUGUGUCGUAUGAACGCAGCAGUGUGUCACAAUCGCAAACAGCAAGUAUUUGGGCAUUUUACUAUCUUUAAUAAGUAAUGUUGAUUUCUAAUUAAUGUAUGGGUCACAUCAUUAAAAAUAAAAGCGGUAUUUGAGUUCUUA
Lepisosteus oculatus (spotted gar) is the source of this 2317-nucleotide messenger RNA. NCBI's taxonomy places the organism in Eukaryota, Metazoa, Chordata, Actinopteri, Semionotiformes, Lepisosteidae. The record is from RefSeq and is a predicted model, not a curated record.